AUUUUUUCUUUUCGUUACAACAGAAUUGAUUAUCUAACCAUGACAGAGGAUCAACAGACAAGUGUACCAGCAAAAGAACGAAAAACAAAUAUUCACGACAUAAGAAAUCAGGAUUUUGUUAGCAGAUUAUUAGCAGCCACUCCACCUUAUUUAUAUUCAGCACCAGUUGGACCAAAUAAUUUUUUCUUUAGCGAUAUGUUACGUUCUUUAGUUCAAGCAAAAAAUAAUGAAAAUGCACGUAAUUUACAAUUACAACAAGCAGCUUUAGCAAGAAGACCACGUAAACGUUCUUGGAGUCAACAUAGACCAUAUUAUGAACAUUUAAAAGAACGUAAAGAAAUGGAAGAUAAAAUUCAAACAACAUCUACUACUACAACCGGUAGUACUAUAGAAAAACCAUUAGAAUUAACAAAUAAACAAAUAUUUCCGAUAGCUUCAAAAUAUUCUAAACAUUUAGAAACAUUAAAAGAAAAUGCAUUACAAGUUAGUAAUAAAAUAUCAAGUAAUUCUACAACAGUUUCAAAUCAAUCAGAACAAAAACAACAGGAAUAUGAAACAAAUAAUCCAAAUCAUACACAAUCAAAAAGUCAACCGCAACAACAGCAACAACAAUCAACAAAUUAUGAAUGUCCAUCAUCAUCAAAUCCUCCAAUACCAGAUCCACCACAAGCAUCAUUACCACCAUCUGAUUUAGCAUUACCACCACCUCCACCAGUUUGGUAUCCAACACUGUAUCCACCAUAUGGAAUUGAUCCAUUACAUUUUUUUAUAGAUUUAAGAGUUUCUGGUCAUAUAUAUGAUCGUAAAAAAGAGAAUUCAUCACCAUUAAGUACUGAGAAUGUUAAUACAGCACAAAAUGAAAAUCCUAGUACUGAUGGGCUGGUUAAUAAACAUAGGCAUGGUUCAGCUUUUACAGUACCAGCACCAAGAAAUGAAAAAUCUUCUGCUAUUAAUUUAUCAUGUGGUUCUAGUAGUGUUGGAGAAACAACAUUAGCAGGAGAUAGACAUGAUCUUUAUAAUAAAAUUUAUGAUUUAAGUGAAACAAAAGAGAAUCAUUUUGGUGCAUUUAAAAAUGCAAAUUAUGUUUUACAAAAUUUACCAAAACUUUAUUCACAAUUUGCUAAUCGAGAUACAGAAAGUCUUGAAAGAUCAAGUUUAAAUAAUGACAAUAAAUCUGAAGGAUUAGAUGAUGAUGAUGAUAUUGAUGAACAAAGAGAAAAUUCAGGGCAUAUUGAUGUUGAAUUAAUUGGAGAUCGAUGUCAAAGUCCUGAUGAUGAUGAUGAUGUUAUUCAUCAAAUUGAUUAGUUGAU
Molecule: messenger RNA, 1310 nt
Organism: Condylostylus longicornis
Lineage: Eukaryota; Metazoa; Arthropoda; Insecta; Diptera; Dolichopodidae
Product: rho GTPase-activating protein gacK
Exons: 2
Coding region: 40-1305 (421 amino acids)
Source: RefSeq, a predicted model, not a curated record